This is a messenger RNA of Mycotypha africana, 1616 nucleotides long. RefSeq lists its product as uncharacterized. The record is from RefSeq and is a predicted model, not a curated record. The transcript has 3 exons. The coding region runs from base 339 to 1439 and encodes 366 amino acids. Lineage: Eukaryota; Fungi; Mucoromycota; Mucoromycetes; Mucorales; Mycotyphaceae.
AAUUACUUAAAAAUGCGGUUUACUUAUUACCUUAAUGCUCUGAGAUUGUUAGCGUUCCUAGUUAGUUUGGUCACAUUGAUCUGUCAUGUAUCCCAAUGCAUUCUAUUCGGAGCCUACCGGGCAAAAACAAAUAUACCAGACUGGUUAACAGCUGGGCAUUACCAGGUGAAAAGUCUGCAUAAAUUAACAAACAGUAAAGCUAGACUCAAGGCGAACUAAACUGAUGAAGAACCACUUUAUAGUAUCUUUUGUGGUAUAUUUCCUUAACAAUAUCCUUCUUGGGCAGUUCAGCCAUUUGUUUUUCUGCCACUUACACCCGGUAUCGUAAAAAGCCUUCUAUGGCGGCAAAAACGCCCACUUUCUACAGUAAAAAUUAUUACUCAGCUGAAAAAUGGUUAGGAUUAAUGUCUUUCCUACCAGUCCUAUGCUCAACCAUUACUGUAGUAACUGUGAACGAUCAAUCUUUGCUUGAACCGUGGACGAACAACCUUAUUAAGAUUAACAGGACACCACUAGCGUUAUUCAGUAGCUGCCAUGCGUUCGAUAUUAACGUUGAUCAAAACUAUCCAUUACUUUUACAAAGAUGUAUUUUGAGUGAUAUCAUAUGUUCAUUAGCAAUUUCACUGUGUGUAAUAUGGUUUAUUUUGGUUUGCUUCGCAUUUUUGGCACCAGCUUAUAUUGGAAACGAUGAGGAAUUAAAUCAAAAAAUCUCAACCUUGGCAGCUCUUGACCAGCACCGAUCAGCAAUGAAGAUGAUAUUACAUUGUGGAAUUGGUGGGUCAGAGCCUAAUUGGGGAAGAUAUAUGCCUGAUCCUCCAUCAACUGUUUAUUCUACUGUAACACUUAACAGCAGGACCGGACUGUUAACACCUAUAUCCAAUUUAACAAAAGAGAAACACCUUGAAUUCUACGCGAAAAAUGGAAAAUACUACUACACUGAAUCAGACAACAAAUUUAAUACGGGAUUAUCUUCCUACAACUACGAUGACAAAAUUGGUGACUACAACUACUAUUGCGACAGCAACAGCUUUAAUAAUGAAAAGAAAACUUCAAAAGAUUAUUAUACGAACAGCGCCAACUGGGCAAAAGAUCGAACAAGCGUCCUCUCAGCACCAGCUUAUAGGACACCGUCUCCCCUUCAGAAAGCUGAUAAUAUCGAAGAAGACAAUUCUAAAACUUCAAGCCUUCAUCAGCAUUACCCUGUUGAUUAUAUCGAGAAAAAAGCACCUCAUACCAUUAGCAAAGAACAACUGUUACAUAGCUCCGAUAUAGAUUCUAACAGCGAAGACGGUAAGAGUGAUGAAGAGGACAAGAAUGGCAUAGUCGAGGGUUUGACGGUCAGUAACAAAACAAGCGCAACAUAUGCUGAAAAGACAACAUCUACACCGCUAUAUAGUAAGUUCAGUGCAAAAAGUUUUCAAGAUUUCAAAUUACUCUAGAAGAAUCACGGUGGGUAGUUACUAUAUAUAUGACAGUACCACAUCACUAUAUAACACUCUAAAAAGUUUAUAAAAGAGUCUAACAGAACUGACAGCUUGUGAUGUACAGGCUCAGCAAGAGCAAAAAAUUUAUCUAAUAAGAUCUUGUAAUAACAAUAAAUACUUGACAGAUUGGGC